UUUUAAUCUUUUAAAUUAUGUGAAUAAUUAUGGUCCCAUUCGUUCAAGCAUUAAUUAGCUUCAAGGGUUGGGGCGUUUGGGAGAAAACCCAAGGAAUGGAGUAUGUUCAUCUCUCGUCCCAUCCAACUCCCCAAACUCGCCGUGGUUCUAUCUCUCAAUUUCACCGGAAAAUGGAUUCCCACACGCUCCAUACAAAGCUACUCCACAUCUGCACUUCUCAAUCUGAAGCCUCUUAACUCAAGAAUAUCUGACUGCAUGAGAAAUGGCUUCACUGAAGAAGCCCAAAUGCUAUUCGACGAAAUGCCUCAAAGAAACACCGUCACCUAUAACGCAAUGAUUCGUGGGUAUUUCCAAAAUGGCCAUUUCGGUGAAGGGGUUAGCUUAUUCGAUGAAAUGCCCGAGCGAGACAUUUUUUCGUAUAACACGAUGAUUGCGGGGUUGAUGAAAUUUGGCGACAUUAACGGUGCGAGUGAGAUUUUUCAGAAGAUGCCGUUUAGAGACGUUGUAAGUUGGAAUUCGAUGAUUUCUGGCUAUGUUUCUAAUGGAUUGAUUGGUGAAGCUCUUAGGGUGUUUAGUGGAAUGGUUUUGAAAGAUGUGGUUUCAUGGAACUUGGUGAUUGCGGGGCUGGUGGGUGUUGGAAAAGUUGAUUUGGCGGAAGAGUUUUUCAAGGAAAUGGGUACUCGGGAUAUAGCGUCUUGGACUACCAUGAUAUCGGGUCUUGCAAGUGCAGGAAGGAUUGUGGAAGCUCGGGGACUCUUUGAAGAUAUGCCUGUAAGGGAUGUUCGAGCUUGGAAUACAAUGAUAGCUGGGUAUAUAGAAAAUGGGUGUAUUGAAAUUGGAGAAGUUUUAUUUCAGAAAAUGCCACAGCGUGAUUUUCGUUCUUGGAAUGAAAUGAUUAAUGGGCUGGUGAGGAAUCAAAGGAUUCAGGAUGCUAUGAGGCUUUUUGUAGAAAUGCCACAAAAAUGUAGGAGAUCAUGGAAUUCAAUCGUGUUUGGAUUAAUAAGAAAUGGGCUAAUCAAAGAAGCGCAUGCAUUUCUUGAGAAAAGCCCAUUCAGUGAUACAGUGUCCUGGACAAAUUUGAUUGUAGGAUAUUUUGAAACAGGAGAGGUUGACACUGCAGUUAGUAUUUUUGAAUUGAUGCCAGCACGGGAUGCAACCGCAUGGAAUGUCAUAAUAUGGGGUUUGGGAGAAAAUGAUCAUGGUGAGGAAGGUCUUAAAUUUUUUGUCAAAAUGAAAGAAGGAGGUCCAUUUCCCGAUGAAGCUACAUUUACUAGUGUUUUGACAAUCUGUUCAGAUUUGCCAACCUUACAUCUUGGAAGACAAAUUCAUGCUCAAGUAACUAAAACAGGCUUCAAUUAUUUUGUUGCAGUUUCUAAUGCUAUGGUGACCUUGUAUGCAAGGUGCGGAAACUCGAAUUCUGCUUUACUGUUGUUUUCUGCCAUGAGAAGCCAUGAUUUUAUUUCAUGGAAUUCUAUAAUCUGUGGAUUAGCCCACAAUGGAAAUGGUGUUGAGGCCAUAGAGGUGUUUGAAAAAAUGAGAUCAAUAGAUAUUAAGCCCAACCAUAUAACCUUUGUAGGUGUUCUAUCAGCAUGUAGCCAUGCAGGAUUGGUGGACCAAGGUAAAUACUACUUUGACUUCAUGAAAUACAAGUGUUGUCUUGAGCCCACAAUUGAACAUUAUACUUGCAUCGUUGAUCUAUUGGGUAGAUUUGGACUUAUAGAUGAGGCAAUGAGCUUUUUGAGACAAAUGGAAGCAAAUGGAGUUGAAGUCCCUGCAAGUGUGUGGGGAGCUGUGCUUGGUGCCUGUAGAAUCCACAAGAAUAUGCAGGUGGGUGAGAUUGCUGGUGAGAGGAUUCUAGAAAUAGAACCACAUAACUCUGGUGUGUAUAUUAUUUUGGCUGAAAUGUAUCUGAGUAGUGGAAAGAGAGAAGAUGCAGAGAGGGUUUGGGUUCGAAUGAGAGAAAAGGGAGUGAAGAAGCAACCAGCGUGUAGUUGGAUGGAGGUGAAUGGCAGUGGGCAUGUGUUUCUCUCAGGAGAUAGUUCACACCCUCAGUUCAGCCGAGUGUGUGGUGUUUUAGGCUUACUUCACAUGGAGAUGGAAAUUGGAAUUUUAAAAUCAAAUGCUGCUUCAUUUCAGGAAAUUCAAGUGCUGAAUGAUGAAUGCUCAGAAUUAGUUUGAAAUGAUCCAAAACAAAGGAAGAGGCCAAUAUGCAAUUCGAGCAUAGGAUGAAAUCCAUUCAAAAUUUUGGGCAUGGACCUAUUGUAUCCUUUUUACAUUGGAGAGGCAGUCAAAAGGAUCAAACAAGAGAGAGUUGAUGACACCAGUCAGCAAUGAACAAAAAUAAAAUCCGUCAAAAAGAGCAGGGUGGUUUUAAGUACAAAACCAUGGUUGCCAACCAGGGAUGAAAGUAACAUAUUUUGCUUCCAGUUGCUAGAUGCCUCAAACAAGCUGGGAGGAAGAGCAAAAGCUCCACGAGUUUGUAUACUUGAUCCUCUAGAAGUGUAUGCAAAAGCAGUCGCUUGAGAGCUUGAAUUGAUCUGAUGUUCAUCAGAUGUGAUUAAGCUAAACUGCCUCAAUUUUAAGGAUAAUAUUAAGUUAAAAGCUUUCAAUCACGAGGCCCUUUGGGGAGGUCUGAUAAAUUUAUUUCAAUCAUGUAAACCUUAUGAAUUUGUAAACUUCUUAUAUUUCAUUUGAGAUUAGAUUGUAUUCUUUUGGAUUAACAUGUAGUUGGAUUAUAAAAAGUUGCAUCCUAAGCUCUGAAUGAAAAGGGUUCUAUUGUUGUCCAAUA
Vitis vinifera (wine grape) is the source of this 2788-nucleotide messenger RNA. RefSeq names its product pentatricopeptide repeat-containing protein At4g02750. Gene Ontology annotation, molecular function: RNA binding; protein binding. Gene Ontology annotation, biological process: RNA modification. The coding region runs from base 103 to 2178 and encodes 691 amino acids. Lineage: Eukaryota; Viridiplantae; Streptophyta; Magnoliopsida; Vitales; Vitaceae. The record is from RefSeq and is a predicted model, not a curated record. The transcript is spliced from 2 exons.